CUCGUCUCAAUUCAAGCCGAACUUUUUUCCGGAAAAUCUGCGUAAACAUUCUACCCAAAUCCGCUUUUCGAACGGAAUUUAUAGGAGAGUUUUCUCUGGUGCCCGAGGACGGGGAAUGUAUCGGACGGAAGUGAAAACCGUGCGAUUUAAUAAUACAACAGUGACUACAAAGCACCGUUUAAAAAUGUAAUCUUUUAACCAAUUCGUAGACACUAAAAGUGAAACUAAUACCAUGAAAUGGAAUCCUCAAUUUCCGGCCAACUUCUAAGCGAGAAAAGCUUAGUCGGAUUUUAGUUUUCCCAACAAAGUUUAGCAAAAAUUAUUGUUAUUAAACGAAUUUCUGCCGCAGAAGAAUAACAGUGCAGCAGUUACGGCCGCAACAAAGUGUGAGACCAAAACCGAAACCGAGACCGGGACCAGACCUCGCCAUAAACCCGUUCCCCGUGCAGCAGAAGCCGGGCGGAAAUUAGCAGCCACAUCAAUUUCCAGCUCGGACUUAAUUAAACGCGUGCUGCCAGUGCCCAGCUACGUUCCAGGAAGAAUUUUCGCCGGAAAUUAAUUGAAAUUUACAGCCCGCAACGACUGGCAACAGGCGGAAAACAAAUGCGCUCACCAUCGUUGUUCCAGCAGCUGCUGUCGUGCCCGGUUGCGCCUGCGCUGUCGUUGUUGCACUGAUCCGUCAUUCAUCCAAAAAGUUUGCGGAAAAAUGGCUGGGAGAAUACAACAGGCACGAGGCGGCCACACCACCGUCCCAGCCACCGCCACGCUUUUGAUGCUGCUGCUGCUGCUGACGAGCUGCGGUAAACUUCAACAGGCGUUGGGCCACAUUGUGUAUGGGGGCCAGCAAUUAGCGGGGCCAUGGGGCGAGGGAGCAACUACAGCUACGCCAAGGACGACACUGCCCUCGACGGCAUCAAGCGGCAAUUUAAAUUCAAAAUUUGCAACGGAGCCAGCAGCAGCACCACCCACCGAAACCAUAAAAACCAUAGAAGAGCAGCAGGUGACAGCCGCAGUGGAGGGCGAGGUCUUUCAGGUGACACCAGCAGGCGCGGGAGAACCUACAGCAGGCCAAUUACCUUUAAGUAUGCUUCCGACAGCCGCAUCAAGUGCAACCGGAACUCUAGUAUCCACAACAACCGAAGAACACAAAGCUUCUGCUAAGUAUUUUGUGUUCGGCACCCAGCAGCAGGAUAUGAUGAUAGAUGCGGCAACAACAGCAGAAAGUGCUACAGAAGCAGAACCGAGAGCAGCGCCAGGUGUGGCAGAAGCAGCAGCAUCAGCAGCAAUCGAAAGUGCUGAGGCCACUGUAGCAAUUCUGGAGGCAGCCGCAGAGACGGCCACCGGGGGACAACGAAUGCGAGUCAUGCAUGCACAAGACGCAACAGAGGCACCAGAGGCAGCAGGGAUUCCCUUACAAACAACAGUAUUAUCCGAGGAAAAUGUGCAACCAAUUGCCGCAGCAGAGCCACAGCCACCCACAGAAAUGUUGAAAGCAUAUAGUGAAACUACAGCUGGAACAGCACCAGCAGCUCCAAUAAGAGAAAUAAAAGGGAAGCGCGUGGCGCCAACGACACCCACACCCACACCCACACCCACACCCAUGCCGACAGCAACAAGAACAACGGCGGUGCCACCGCAUGUAGAAAAUAAAAACGUUGCCCAGGCUGGAAUCAAAUUAAAUAUGGAGAUGUUGGCUGCCACACAGAGCUAUGCAAAUGCCACUGUGGCCGGGGCCGGUGACGGGUCGGCGUGGGGCGAAACACAACAAACCGAUCCAACGACGAUAUUGACAACAAUAGAAACAACGCUUCAGACAGCAGCCCCCUCGGGAGUGGGGAAAACCGUGCCAGCACCCAGAUUAUUGGGAGGAGCCGGUAUAAUGUUGCAGCUCCUGGCCAAUUCCCUGGGCAGCUCCGCUUCCGCUUCCCCCUUACCCUCACCCUCGCCAGCUCCCACAUCCGUGUGGCCUGUAAAGCAUGCGGCCGUGCUGGAGGGCGACGUCAUCCUGGGCGGCCUCAUGAUGGUGCAUUCGCGGGAAGACAGCAUCACCUGUGGCCCCAUCAUGCCACAGGGCGGCAUCCAGGCACUGGAGGCUAUGCUGUAUACUCUGGACCAAGUGAAUAAGCAGCAAUUGUUGCCGAACGUCACGCUGGGCGCCCAUUUGCUGGACGACUGCGACAAGGACACCUACGGCCUAGAGAUGGCAGUGGACUUUAUAAAAGGCUCCAUCAGCAACAUUGACGAUGCCGAAUAUCAUUGCAACAAGACGCAAGUAAGGAAGGUCAUCUCCGGGGUGGUGGGCGCCGCCUCCUCGGUAACCUCCAUACAAGUGGCCAAUUUAUUGCGCUUAUUCCGCAUACCCCAGGUAUCCUACUUCUCGACCAGCCCAGAGCUGAGCAACAAGCAACGCUUUGAGUACUUCUCCCGCACCAUACCCUCGGAUCAUUACCAGGUGAAGGCCAUGGUGGAAAUUGUGAUGCGGAUGGGAUGGAGCUACGUUUCGAUUAUCUACGAGGAGAGUAAUUACGGCAUCAAGGCUUUCGAGGAGCUGGAGGAGCUACUGGCGCGCCAUAACAUUUGUAUUGCCAUCAAGGAAAAGCUGGUGAAGGAUUCUGGAGUGGCCGAGGAUAUUGCAUACGAUAAUAUCGUGCAAAAGCUGUUGACCAAGCCCCGCGCUCGAGGUGCCAUCAUCUUCGGGUCCGACCAGGAGGUGAGGCAGGUGAUGCGGGCUGUACGGCGGGCCAAUGCGACGGGCUCGUUCUCCUGGAUAGGCUCCGAUGGCUGGAGUGCUCGAAAUCUUGUUUCCGACGACUACGAACCAGAGGUGGAGGGCACCCUCUCCGUGCAGCCACAGGCGAAUCCAGUGCGCGGCUUUGAGGAGUACUUCCUCAACUUAACUGUCGAGAACAACCAACGCAAUCCGUGGUUCGUAGAAUUCUGGGAGGAUCAUUUCCAAUGCCGCUACCCAGGCAGCACCAGCACCCCCUACAACAACUACACCAAACAGUGCACCAACAAAGAGCGACUCUCGCGGCAGAACACUGACUUUGAGGAUCAGCUGCAGUUCGUUAGCGAUGCGGUUAUGGCAUUUGCCUACGCUCUUAGGGACAUGCAUCACGACCUGUGCGGGGGAAGGCCCUCGCUGUGCGAUGCCAUGAAGCCCACCAAGGGGGCCGACUUGCUAAAAUAUUUGCGUAAAGUUCAAUUCAAAGGCCUCAGCGGCGACCAUUUUCGCUUCGACGUGAACGGCGAUGGACCGGCCCGGUACAACAUCAUCCACUUCAAGCAGUCGCAGAUCGGCCAGUACCACUGGGUGAAGGUGGGCGAGUACUACGAGGGCGAGCUGCGUUUGAAUAUGUCUGAGGUGAAGUUCAAGCGACUGAGUCCGAAGCCACCAGAGUCCGUCUGCAGUUUGCCCUGCGAUGUUGGUCAGGCCAAGAAAUAUGUCGAGGGCGAGAGCUGCUGCUGGCACUGUUUCAAUUGUACAACUUAUCAAAUUCGUCAUCCUGAUGACGAGACACAUUGCCAGCUGUGCAAAUGGGGCACGCUGCCCGACGCCCACAAGCAGUACUGCCGGGCCAUACCAGAGGUGUACCUGCGACCAGAGUCUGCCUGGGCCAUUGGGGCCAUGGCAUUUAGCUCCACGGGUAUUCUGAUAACGCUCUUUGUAAUGGGUGUAUUUGUCAAGCACAAUGAUACGCCCAUAGUUCGAGCCUCUGGACGGGAGCUGAGUUACAUCCUGCUGGCCGGCAUUUUCAUGUGCUACGGAGUCACCUUUGCCCUGGUCCUGAAGCCCAGCAACAUAGUGUGCGCCAUUCAGCGGUUCGGCGUGGGCUUCUGCUUCACCGUUGUAUAUGCUGCACUGCUGACCAAAACGAAUCGCAUUGCACGGAUCUUCAAAGCAGGCAAACAGUCUGCCAAGCGCCCCUCGUUCAUUAGCCCGAAAUCUCAGCUGGUGAUUUGUAUGUUCCUCGUCACUGUCCAGAUACUCAUCAACGGCGUUUGGAUGGUAAUUGCUCCAUCACAUGCCAUGCAUCAUUAUCCGACACGCGAGGAUAAUAUGCUCGUUUGCGACUCGUAUAUAGAUGCCUCCUACAUGAUUGCGUUCUUUUAUCCAAUCGUUUUGAUUGUAAUUUGCACUGUCUACGCGGUCCUCACGCGAAAGAUACCAGAGGCAUUCAACGAAUCGAAGCAUAUUGGCUUCACCAUGUACACGACCUGCGUGAUUUGGUUGGCAUUUGUGCCGCUAUACUUUGGAACCGCCAACCAUGUGCCCCUGCGCAUAACCAGCAUGUCGGUGACCAUCAGUCUAUCCGCGAGUGUGACCAUCGCAUGUCUGUUCUCGCCCAAGCUCUACAUAAUACUCAUUCGUCCGGAGCGCAAUGUGCGGCAGAGUAUGAUGCCUCCGCGCCAUGGCAACAUGCACCGCACGGCAGGAACAGGACCCUCGUCGAUGAUGGCCGCUGCGGUUGUGGGCGCCGCCACCUGCGCCCAGGAGGAGAAGAUACAGAGGCACAUCACGCCCACCAAUACGGAGGCCUCGCUGAAGACGAAAAAAUUAUGCGAAAUGGCCACGCAGACGAUUUCCAGCAUCUUCACAUCGCUGGACAUCAACACCUAUAACCAGAUUCCCUAUGCCGAUCAGUUUGUGCCAAAUAAUACGGCCAUAGCAACGAGCACGCCCACGCCCCCAGCCAGUGGAGACAAUGAGGAGCACGUGGUAUCCAACAACAACAAAAUCAAUCAGAUGCAACACGGCCAGGCAGCCGCUACCAAUGUUGCCUCCACGGCCGUCAAUGGUAUUACCAGCGCGCCGGCAACCACAGCAGCAACAGCCGCGGCAGGAAUUGUGGGAACAACAGCAGCAGCAGUGACUGCGAUAGCUGCCACAGUGACUACAAUUGCAACAUCCACCAGCACAGAUGCCACAGGAACCACCAAUGCCACCAAUGGCAGCCAUCGGGGGCCCGUUCUGCAGACAAACUUAUAACUAAACGCUCAGGAACUGCAGCAGCAGCUGCUAAAGGAGCAGCUUCGACAGCGGCAACUGGAGGCACUGGACCCUCAACAAGAGCCAUUGAAGGAAGAGCAGCAGCAAACAAUGACGCAAGGUUCCGGCAGCGAUGGCGGCAGCAUAGGUAGUGGAACCGCCUCCAGGAAACGGGCAGCCAUACCCGUCUAAAGUCCACCAUGGAAGCAUCCAAUAACAAUACGCGCGAGUAAGUGGCAGAAAAUGUGAAUAUACUGUAAGUUUUCUAAAUGUCCAACAGGACGGUACAGGGAGAGAGGCAGCACUGGGAACCGGUUGGGGAACGGGAACGCCCUCUCAUGUUCCUGCUAAAGAAACGAUAACUAUAUCAAACUUUAGAACUUUAGCAGUAUCAUGUGAGGGCUGGCCCAAGGGAACUGAAUGAAGAACGUAAGAGUAUACAUAUAUCCGCUAUUCCGCUCCCCUCAACCGAAUAAAUUCGGUUUCCAAUGAUGUACGCGUAACCAAACCAAACGAUUUGUCAAACAAUUUGUCAGCCAUUAAGAAGUAAAUGAAUAUUAAGUGUUUAUCUUUAAGCUUGUCUAUCCCUUUCUUCAAGGAUUGUUUGAAAAUAUUGCAGAAAGGAAUAAGAUAUAGAGAUGGAAACGUAAACGGAAACGGAAAACAAAAGAAAAUGAAUGAAAAAUGUGAUAUAAUUUCAAAAAUGUGUUUUCUAAAACUACGAUUAACUAUCUGAACUUACAAUUUAAGAGUUAUGCAUAGGCCAACGUACAAGCUGAAGGUACAAGUAAGACCUGUACCGCAGCACUGGAGAGACAGUUGACAAGGGGGCGCAAUUAUGUUCCCAAGGGGCUGGGACCCAGCCCCUUUGGAAUGUAGCGGCGGGAGUGGAGCCACAGCCACGUACAACAAUUGCAAUUAAAAUUGCAUUUAUUGUGUUGUUUGAGCCCAGCAACAUGGUAGAUUUAAUUGUUGCCCAGCUAAAGUGUUUAUAUGUACAUAUAUAUAUAUAUAUAUAUGAAAACCCUCUAGCCUCUAGUUCGGUGUGUAUAAAUAUUAAUGUUAAUUGUGCCGCUUACCAUUUGAAUGUUUUUGAAAUGUGUUGACUCCAAGUAAACUAUAUUUGCAUAUAUAGAAUUACAUCAUACACAUGUCUAAGAACUAAUAUAUCUUAAAGUUUAGCCAAAUGAUGAGAGUUCAAGAAGUUAGUGCAAUGUAUUUGAAUCUCUGUGUGUGUUGCGUUACGUGUACAUAAAUAAGCAAACGAAAUCAAAUGAACAUUUUUGAAUGUCUUUCCCGUUGGUUGAUCACUUAAUUCGUAGCUAAUAACAAUAACAAUAAUAUAUUAUUAACCAUGAGUAUACAUAUUUACGAAUAAAUCAGAACUACAGCUGAUAUCAAUGGAAAUAAAAUACUUCGUGAUUCA
Molecule: messenger RNA, 6416 nt
Organism: Drosophila miranda
Lineage: Eukaryota; Metazoa; Arthropoda; Insecta; Diptera; Drosophilidae
Product: metabotropic glutamate receptor 2
Exons: 18
Coding region: 707-4990 (1427 amino acids)
Biological process (GO): G protein-coupled receptor signaling pathway
Cellular component (GO): membrane
Molecular function (GO): G protein-coupled receptor activity
Source: RefSeq, a predicted model, not a curated record